AAUUUAGAAACAUUAAAUUAUAAAGUGAAAAUAAUGUCCUGGUGUUAUAAAUAAGCGUUAGCACUGGCUUCUCAAGCGAUGUCAUUCAGAAGCGUGUAGCAUGAGCGGCAGAAUCCCAGUGACGUCACGUAGAAGCGACAGCAGGACUGAUACGGGCGAAUGAAAUCGUUCAUUGACAGGGAAGGGCACAAUUGUUGCAGUAUGUCAGCACAUAAGUGACACAGUUUGUAAAGUGUUUUUCUCCGAGUAUGUGGCGGAAGAACAACCCAAAGCACAAAUCCCUUUUGGGAUUGGAAGAAUUAAGAGCACACAGGAGAGAAAGGGAAACAGCUUUAAGGAAAGCACGAAGGGAGCAGCAGCUGAUCAGCAAACGCCUGUUAAGGGACCUUACAGAGGAUCAUGACCAGACACUUGAAGAAGGGUUGGAAACACAAACUCUCUCAGAGCAGCAGGUUGUACAGAUGAUAAAAGACCUUCAACAUGGAUCAGCAAAUAAGCUAAAAUCUCUUGUUGCUCUUUGGCACAGGCUACAACAGAAGAAUGUGCAGCUUAUUUUUAUCAAGGUGGAAGGCAGCUUGCGGCUUCUAAUCGGACUAUUCACCUCUUCAUUUGCUGAUAUCCAGAUGGAGGCAGCCAGAUGUUUGCAUGAACUCUCUCAUUCAGAUGAACCAGAAGUGACAAAAGCUUGUCUGCCUGCUACACCGUACCUGAUUACUUAUCUGUCGGGACACAGCCCGGAAUUUACUGAAUUAUGUUUGUACACCUUGGGUAAUCUUAUUGUGGAGAGCGAGGAUGCACGGAAUCAGCUGCUUCAGCAAGGCCUAAUUUCUGCUCUUACUCUGUGCGCUCAGUCCCCUCACAUGAGAGUACUGGAGGCUUUUGGCUAUGCUCUGUCUCAGCUUCUGCAAGCAAAAGAAGCACCUGAAAAGAUUAUUCCGAUGGUUUUAGGAUCUGGGCUUACACUAGACAUUUUACGGCUAAUUUUGUUUGGCUCACAAAAUGGAAUUGGUGUGGCUGUCGAGUUGGCUUGGUGUCUUCAUUAUAUUGUUAGCAGCCAGGUGAACAACAAUGUACUAAUUUCACAAGACAUUGUACAGAAGCUUGUCAUCUUCCUGAUAGAAACUGCUGCACAUAUUUCAAAAAACGAAUAUCAUGGUCUUGAACUGAUGAUCUGCCCUAUUGUGCGUUCUUUGGGAAACCUGCUUGCAGUCGUUAACACAGCUGGAAGUAAUUCCAAGAUCCAAGAUGGCCGCUUGUUAGUGGCAUUGUUUGUUUUUAUGCAGAUUUUUAAAAAUGACUAUGUAUUUAUAGUACGAGAAUGUCUUUGGACUCUCAACAAUCUGACAGUGGAAAAUCCUGUGAUCUCCUCAGCUGUACUACACUUGAACCUUAUUCCUGUCCUUCUGGAACUGCUGACACAUUCAAAUGCUGUAACCCUGUUGGUGCUCCUUGUUCUGUGUAAUAUUGCAAACCUUGGCAUCGCCUACUGUCAGCAAUUGAGGCAAAAGGGCAUCCUUCCCAGUAUAGUGCGUACUUUUGUAAGUGCUGAUGCAGAGGUGGCGCACCAGUGCUUGGAACUGUUAAACAUCCUGUUUAGGCACUGUCCUGAGCUUGUGGGAGAUUUUAAUCAGUUAUCUGGCCUACAGUUACUGGACCCAUAUAAAGAGCAGCCUGAUUUUAAGCAACAAGUCCAAGCUCUUGUGAACUAUUUUCAAGCAUGACAGGUGAUACAAAAGAAGCUUUGGAUCGUGUGCACAAAGAAACUUUUCAACGUAAUUUAGGAUUCAUUUUAUUGGUGUCCUUUAAAUGAAAUAAAAUUAUUUUUGUAAUAAACUUAAGUGAUUUUUAAGUGCACAAA
This is a messenger RNA of Bombina bombina (fire-bellied toad), 1858 nucleotides long. It is a transcript of the gene TMCO6, whose product is annotated as transmembrane and coiled-coil domains 6. NCBI's taxonomy places the organism in Eukaryota, Metazoa, Chordata, Amphibia, Anura, Bombinatoridae. The transcript is spliced from 14 exons. Gene Ontology annotation, molecular function: nuclear import signal receptor activity; protein binding. The record is from RefSeq and is a predicted model, not a curated record. The coding region runs from base 249 to 1721 and encodes 490 amino acids. Gene Ontology annotation, biological process: protein import into nucleus.